AUGGAGCUGCUAGUGCUGCUCAAUGCCCUGGUUACACGGCUGCUCUUUGUUCUACACUCUCUGAUCGGGGUUUGGCGAGUGACUGAAGUGAAGAAGGAACCCAAGUACUGGCUGCUGGCAUUGCUCAACCUCCUCCUGUGCCUGGAAACUGGGCUCACCCUCAAGUUUAAGCAAGGCAAAGGCUACAAAUGGUUUUCUCCAGCAAUAUUUAUAUAUCUGAUUAGCACAGUACCAUCAUUAUGGCUACUAGAAACUCAUCGUGAAACUCAGUUUUGCAGUAAUGAAACUAAACAAACAUGGGAGAAUAUCAGCAAGAGAGAAGACUUCAAUCAAUUAAAAGAGAGUACUCCCAAAAAUGAGGGAGCAGAUCAUCACAUAAUUGAGUCGGCUAGAGUUUUUGUCUCCCAGCUCUCCACAGUGUGCGAGACUGUAUGGACGCUAGGACUCCACCAGACUUUUCUGCUGCUACUAAUAAUAGGGAGAUGGCUUCUUCCCAUUGGUGGUGAAAUCACCCGUGAUCAGUUGUCUCAGCUGCUACUAAUGUUUGUGGGAACUGCAGCAGACAUACUUGAAUUCACUAGCGAGACCUUGGAAGUAGAAAAUGUAAGGCAUAACCAUGCUCUUGUUUAUGCAAUUCUUUGUGUAUGGACUUGGAGUAUGUUGCAGUUUCCACUUGAUCUUGCAGUGCAACAUAUUGGUUGUAAACUAUCUGUGUCAUCUACGAGAGUCCUCACUUUACUGCUGUGCAGACACAGUGCAGACCUGUGGAACAUUGGAAUCAGCCUUUUCAUACAAGAUGGCCCUUUCCUUGUUUUACGUUUGAUACUGAUGAGCUAUUUUAAAGUAAUCAAUCAGAUGCUGGUGUUUUUCACAGCGAAGAAUAUCUUAGUUGUGAUGUUACAACUGUACCGUCUAAUAGUGCUAUCGUUAGAUUUCCGUGCUUCCCUGCAGUAUCUACCAAGCAGCCGGAUAGGAGGAGUCAGCUGCUGCCCAUGUGAGCCUAAUGAUACCACUCUCCCACCCAGCAACUGGGAUACUGAUAUAAGAGAAUGCACUGCUAUUCCUCUGGAGGAUUCGCCAGUCCCAUCAGAAUAUCAGUGA
Gopherus flavomarginatus (Mexican gopher tortoise) is the source of this 1101-nucleotide messenger RNA. It is a transcript of the gene TMEM26, whose product is annotated as transmembrane protein 26. NCBI's taxonomy places the organism in Eukaryota, Metazoa, Chordata, Testudines, Testudinidae. The transcript has 6 exons. The record is from RefSeq and is a predicted model, not a curated record. Bases 1 to 1101 code for a protein of 366 amino acids.